Molecule: messenger RNA, 1101 nt
Organism: Penicillium soppii
Lineage: Eukaryota; Fungi; Ascomycota; Eurotiomycetes; Eurotiales; Aspergillaceae
Product: metallophosphatase domain-containing protein
Exons: 1
Coding region: 1-1101 (366 amino acids)
Molecular function (GO): hydrolase activity
Source: RefSeq, a predicted model, not a curated record
AUGGCUAGUCCAUUUCAUCGCCGUCCAAUUCCUGACUACUUCAUUGCUUCUCCCCUGGUAGCUCUUCUUUACCCGGUUCACCAAAUACUUCUCCGUUUGCGUGGACCUCCCCGACUCCCUCCGCCAGAUGUCCAACCAAUCCGGGUAGUCUGCAUAUCCGACACCCACACCCUCGAAUGGCCAGAAGUGCCAGAUGGAGACCUCCUCAUCCACGCUGGUGACCUAUGCAAUGAUGGCUCUGUCCGCGAGAUCCAAGCUACAGUCGAUUGGCUCCGAAGUCUCCCCCAUCCUCACAAGAUAGCCAUCGGCGGAAAUCACGAUAGCUACUUCGACCUGCGAUCACGUCUAGACGAAGACCGCGAUGACCCAUCCUCUUCCCCCUCGUUCGCCGCAGUCUCCUCAACAGCCUCAAUCCACUCCCUCGAUCUCUCCUCCCGUAUCGACUGGGGUGAUAUCCACUACCUCCAACACUCGGCAAUCACCCUCUCCUUCAAAAAUACCUCGGUCCCGUCCCAAACAACACCCCUCACAAGUUCCCACUCCAGAGCUCUCACCAUCUACGGUGCCCCCCAAAUUCCAGCCAUCGUCCCCUUCGGCCCAGAACACGCCUUCACCUACCCGCCUCACCACGAUGCUUGGUCUGGCACCAUCCCCCAAGAAACAGACAUCCUAGUCACCCACACCCCACCCCAAUCCCACCUCGACCUCUCCCCCAUCUUCUCAAUCGGCUGUCCAAAUCUUCUCGCCGAGUCAUGGCGCGUCCGUCCAGCCCUCCACGUCUUCGGCCACGUCCACGAAUCCGCAGGCCAAGAACCUGUUUUCUGGGACGAGGCCCAGCGCGCCUGGGAGAGGCUGUGUGCUUCGCGUCGGUGUCGUGCGCGAUUGACCCGUCUUGCGUCGUUGGCGGGCUUCCUCCGUGAUCUGUUUGAUCUGACCGCGUGGGUGGAUGCCGCGCGGGUUAUUGGAUACGGUAUCCUAGGGGUGAUCUGGGCGCAUGUUUGGGGCGGUGAGAAUCGUGGCGGUGGGUGGAUGGUUAAUGCUGCUUGUAUGUAUCGUGACAGUGGGCGUUUGGGGAACCCGCCUAGGGUUUUUAAUCUGUAA